ACAAGACUGCAGCAGGACUUUAAACAUUUGUUCAGGAUGAACAGAAGACUACAGGAGGAAAUUGAGGAAAUAAAAGAAGAAGAUAACUACUUCCAUGCACCAGCCUGGACUGUGGAUAAAGUGGCAGCCCCUCCAGACCAGAGGUCUCGCUUCUUCACUCGGUCUUUUCCACUGAUAGCAGUGUGUUGGCUGAUACUGUUAGUCAUCAUGGGCCUUCUUAUCCACUUUACUUCUGUCAUUUCUAAAAACGACGCCAAGCUGACGGCAGAAAUCCAGCAGCUGGAGACACUGAUGCAGCAUCUGAAUUUAUCCAAAGACAACGAGACUCUUCUGGCUGCCAUUCAGCACCUGACAAACCUCAACGACAAACUGAGCUCAGACAAUGAGAAGUUGAGGAGGGACUACGACAAUCUGACAGCAGUAACAAACUGGAAUAAACUCAACGUCAACCCCAAAGGAAAAGAAAGGAGACGGUGUAAAGCUUGUCAGGAGGGCUGGGAACUCACCGGGCCCAGCUGCUAUGAGGUUCAUGACGUUAAGUAUCGUGAUCGGAAAACCUGGGAAGAAGCUGAAGAAGACUGCAGAGGAAAGGGUUCACAUUUGGCUGUUUAUACUCAAGAGGAACAGGGCAUAAUCAGUAAAUACAGCCGGGGUAGUUCAGGAACUGAUGGAUACUGGAUUGGCCUGAGAGCUGAAGGUGGGAGAUGGAAGUGGAUUGAUGGAAGUGAUCCAACUAUAAGCUUCUGGACACAACCACCUACUGCUGGUCAGUGUGUAAUUUCUGCCCUGGACGGCGGAUGGAGAUCAGUGAACUGUGCUGAGAAAAAACGAUGGCUCUGCAAAAUGAAGGCUUUAUCUGUUUAAACACUGUAUUCACAUUAGACGGUAACUGGAUACUCUGCAUGAUAAUAUCAACUGGCUUCUAAAUAUCAAAUGUGUGUUUGUGCUCUGUGUGUUUCUCUCUGCAUCUUUGUUAGAGAUGCAGUGAUUAAAGUUUUUUUUUUAUCAGAGUGAUGAAAGGGAACAACCUCCUUAAAGUUUCCUGUUUCCUCUUGUCGUUUAAAAUGUUUAAUUGUUGCAGCAGGGGGCGCUGCAUCACUUGUUCUCAACAGAAUG
Messenger RNA from Perca fluviatilis (European perch), 1116 nucleotides. RefSeq names its product C-type lectin domain family 4 member G-like. NCBI's taxonomy places the organism in Eukaryota, Metazoa, Chordata, Actinopteri, Perciformes, Percidae. The record is from RefSeq and is a predicted model, not a curated record. The transcript is spliced from 7 exons. The coding region runs from base 37 to 864 and encodes 275 amino acids.